Rana temporaria (common frog) is the source of this 2375-nucleotide messenger RNA. RefSeq names its product ISL LIM homeobox 1 (gene ISL1). The record is from RefSeq and is a predicted model, not a curated record. Gene Ontology annotation, biological process: neuron fate specification; positive regulation of transcription by RNA polymerase II; axonogenesis. NCBI's taxonomy places the organism in Eukaryota, Metazoa, Chordata, Amphibia, Anura, Ranidae. Gene Ontology annotation, molecular function: DNA-binding transcription factor activity, RNA polymerase II-specific; cis-regulatory region sequence-specific DNA binding. Gene Ontology annotation, cellular component: nucleus.
UGAGUUGGAGGAGAGAAGUUUGAGUAAGAGAUAAGGAAGAGAGUGGCCGAUCAGCAUUGACUCCGACACUGCAGGCGUCUCCUCCGCUGAGGACAGUGGACGGAUCGGAGCAGAGAGAGGCAGCAUUGGCAGGAUCUCCCCUGUGCUGGGCUCACCACCCAUCCCUUCCUUGCCACCCUCUGCACUAAAUCUCCCUCUUCAUUUCUCUCUGUGGAUACACCAAGCUGACACCAUUUCACUGUGGACAUUACACCCUCUGUCAGACAUGGAGACAUGGGAGACCCUCCAAAAAGAAAAGCGACUAAUUUCACUGUGUGUCGGCUGCGGAAAUCAAAUUCACGACCAAUAUAUACUGAGGGUAUCUCCAGACCUGGAAUGGCAUGCAGCCUGUCUCAAGUGUGCUGAAUGCAAAUAUUUAGACGAAACUUGCACGUGCUUUGUUAGGGAUGGAAAAACGUACUGUAAAAGGGACUAUAUCAGGUUGUAUGGGAUCAAGUGUGCCAAGUGCAAUAUCGGCUUCAGUAAGAAUGACUUUGUGAUGAGGGCCCGCUCCAAGGUCUAUCACAUCGAAUGUUUCCGCUGCGUGGCCUGCAGCCGCCAGCUCAUCCCCGGGGACGAAUUCGCUCUGCGGGAGGACGGUCUCUUCUGUCGGGCCGACCAUGAUGUGGUGGAAAGGGCCAGCCUGGCCGGGGACCCCCUUAGUCCGCUGCAUCCGGCCAGACCCCUGCAGAUGGCAGCAGAACCCAUUUCUGCCCGGCAGCCGGCCCUCAGGCCUCAUGUCCACAAGCAGCCCGAGAAGACCACCCGGGUCCGGACGGUCCUUAACGAGAAGCAACUUCACACCUUGCGGACCUGCUACGCCGCCAACCCCCGACCGGACGCACUGAUGAAGGAGCAGCUGGUGGAGAUGACCGGUCUCAGUCCUCGGGUCAUCAGGGUCUGGUUCCAGAAUAAGAGGUGUAAAGACAAGAAGAGGAGCAUCCUCAUGAAACAAAUACAGCAGCAGCAGCCCAACGAUAAAACGAAUAUUCAAGGGAUGACAGGGACCCCUAUGGUGGCUUCCAGUCCCGAAAGACAUGAUGGUGGUUUGCAGGCUAACUCAGUAGAGGUGCAGAGCUACCAGCCCCCAUGGAAGGUCCUUAGUGACUUUGCCUUGCAGAGUGACAUUGAUCAGCCGGCAUUCCAACAACUGGUUAAUUUUUCGGAAGGGGGACCAGGCUCCAACUCCACCGGAAGUGAGGUGGCCUCCAUGUCUUCUCAGCUCCCAGAUACUCCAAACAGCAUGGUAGCCAGCCCCAUCGAAGCAUGAGGAGAGUGAACUCUAUGGUCUCCCAAACCCUCCCCUUUUUUCUAUUGGAAAAGCGGGAUUAAGUAUUGGCUUGAACUUCAACAAAGUUAUCUGACGACCCAGUUGAUGCACCAGAGCACCCAGGAUAGUCCAUCUGAUGCAUGGAAGGCCAUCUAGAGCAGAUGGCAUGGUAGCAACACUGUGAAGACAAUCAUGGGAUCUUACUAGAAUUGAACAAUGUCCAUGGUCGUGAGGGCCUUACCAGUCCAGGACAAGGGCAAGACAAGGGUCAUAGAGGAUUUACAUUUUGUGGAUCUUGGUUCUCUCUAUCCUUUAGCACACUUCAAGACAACACCACCACCAGACCACAAUGGAGAGAUAGCAGUGAGAUGAUCUUAAUCCGAAUGGUGCUGUUUAUCACAACAUUUAAUCAUUGCCUUGCCAAACAGGAGCUCCACAGAGUCUGAGACUGUAGACCAGCUAAGUGGACAAGGACUGCAGGAAUCGUAAAGGAUUACAGGUGGAGCUGGUUUACAUGUGGUUAGCAAUGUUUUCAACUGACUCAAAGAAAAGGGGGGACUGUUUAAAAAUUAAAAAGCAAACCCAGGCUCCCACCUAGCAUGUAACUUUUUCUGAGAUUCCCCCUUCUUCAAUCAUCUAGUCCAAAAAGAAAAAAAAAGACUAAAACAUUGCUUUAUUUUAUUUGACCUGCCUUUUUUUAAGUUUUCAUUUCCCCCAACAAUAUCCAACUGAAGCAUUGCAACAACAAGGUAUACCUCUAUUUUGCCAUAGGCGUUUCUGGAUUGUGUUGAUCCUUGACAGACAUUAAGAACUUGUAUCCCCCCAAAGAUGUGUAUAGUUAUUAUUAUUAAUAUUAUUAUUAUUAUUGGUCUCAAUGACUGGUCUCUCUCUCUCUGCAAUUUAUGAGAAAGGGAAACAUUUUUUUUGUUUGCUAUUGCAUUGCAAAAAUUAUAAAGUAAUUUAUUAUUUAUUGUCGAAAGACUUGCCACUUUUCAUGUUAUUUGAAUCUAUUUUUUGUUUGCUGAAGUAAAGAUGAAAAAAACAAGAUAAAAAAAAAAGAAAAACA